AUGACUCUCCACUCAAACCCGUCCUCGUUUCUACCCUUCCACCACAUCGAGAGCGACAUUCGAAACAACACUGGCGCACCAGAGCAAUCCUCUCUCAAGAUCUACAAUCCCAACUACCCCUCGUUCGUACCCCCACCAAAGCUCCACCCUCCUUUCCUCGUCCACGUCGAUGAGAUUCCACGCACACCCGCGUCAUUCAUCUCGCCCGUCCCUGACCUCGUCUACGAAGGCGAGACGUCCACCAGUGCUUUCCACUCUGGUCAUCAUCAUCAUCCUAAACGCUCCCGACAUGGCGGGAAAGAAAAUGCGCAUCGAGCACGUCCCGCUAUUCGUCGCAAGCCCGUUCCAAAGGUCCUCAUGGACGAUAAGAUACGCACUUCCUCGUUCAUGAAGAUCUCCAGCAUGAACUCGUUCCCCGCCCUGCGCGCUCGAGAUCCCAAUGUCAAACCGCAGGAGCGAGUUCCCUCAAAGCCCUCCACAUUCGACCGGACCAACGAUAUAGGCGAAUACUCCUUGACGCGAUUCCUCAGCCAAGGCGCACAAGGAAAAGUCUACCUCGCCAAAUCUAAUCAAUCGGGCAAGAUGGCCGCGGUCAAGGUCAUUUCGAAACUUACGCUGGAGAACUACCAUACCCUUCUCCAGGAGCAGAACCUAUUGAAGAGGUUGAAGGGGCACCCUUUCAUACUGAACUUGAUCGAUAGUUUCCAUGACACGGAGAACUUCUACUUGAUUAGCGACUAUUACCCAGCCGGCGAUCUCGCUCACAGACUGUACAAGCUAAAAAGGUUCGACACCGACACCGCGCGGUUCUACAUCUCCGAACUAAUCGUCGCCAUCCGCUUCCUCCACGCCAACGACAUCAUCCACCGCGACCUCAAACCUAGCAACAUCCUCAUCAAAGCCGACGGGCACAUCUGCAUAAUCGAUUUCGGACUCUGCAAGGACUUUCGGGCUAAAAAUGCUCGAGCGCCCUCUCGGGGCGACCUUGACAGUAACCCUCCCAACACUCAUACCCGCACCCAUGCUGCCCGUACUCAUGCCCAAGCCCAAGCUCGCGUUCAUGCUCGACAUCGGAGAGCUGUCGUGGGACCGGUGACGGACGGGUUUGCGGGCACGCUGGUGUACAUGUCCCCACAGGUCAUCUCGCAGGAAAUCUAUUCGUAUGAGACGGAUUGGUGGUCCAUGGGGAUUAUCCUUUAUGAAUUGUUGCAGGGAGAUACGCCGUGGACGGGCUCUGAUGUUACUUGCAUGAUGAGGAAGAUCAAGAAGGAGCCUUUGCUCUUUCGUGCAGCGGUGGACGAACCUGCUUCGGAUUUUUUGUAUAAACUACUGGAGAAACGCGUCGAAGACAGGAUCCAUGUCUCUGAAUUCGCCGCCCACGAAUUCUUUCGCUCGAUUGACUUUGAUGAUGUCGAAGGAGGACUUCUAACCCCGCCAUACAUCCCACACAUCAACGACGCGAUGCUCUCCUCUCGGGUCCUCAGAGACAAAGAGAAGAUCUACGUAGGUCGACGAUACCAACAAGAUGUCGACCCCUUCCCCGAGUACAACUACGACUACCAAACCCCAGCGCACUCAAUGAACCUCGAGGACCUUGCUGAGGCCGGUAUACCCCUGUUUGACCCUCCGGGCGAGCGCGGGCAGGCCAAAGACCAGGUGGAAAUCAGCGCCGACCCGCUGGGGUACGUCGAACCGCCCACCACUCCAAAGACGACGACCAGGGGUAUCGCAGGCUCGUUUAACAUCUCGUCCUUGAGGCUGGACCAGACUGUCUCCCCUGCGCUCAUGAAGAACUACGAUCUAACCAGCACCACGUUGUUGUCCGUCAUCUCCUCCCCCAAGGACGUAUUCUACACGCCCCGGCGGUCGCCGCUCGUACCAAACUUGCUGCGCCAUGCGCCCGUCUCCAACGUCCGAUCGCGGUUCAGACAUAUGUAUCCGACGCAGUACAGCAGCGUCUACGACCCCUCUUUGGAUAGCGAUCUGCGCUUGAGCCGUCUCGAAGAGGGAUCAUCCUCCAAUUUCUCUCGGGGCGCGAACUUCGAGCGGACCCUAGAUGAAGAAGAAGAUUCGAUUCCACGAAUCGUCCAACCCAAGAUCUACGUUCUCCCCGAGGAGCCUUCUCCCUCGCCUCUGCAGAAGAAAGCCGGUCGCUUCACCCGGCGUGGUAAUCUCUUGCUUGGAGGGCAGGGCAAGUUCCAGCUGGGGGGAUCGCCUCGUAGUCCGACACCGACGAAACCACGCCCGUUCACCCUCUCGGAGUUUCACAAACACGAUACUUUCCAACGAAGUCCUCUACCACCACAACCGCAGUUCCUACCUGUUACGCCAUCAAGUUUGACGCCGCCUCUCCCGUCGUUUUUUACCGCUUCGCGGUCGAUGGGGAGGAUGAGUGGUGGUGGUGCUACCGCGAACAGCAGUCGCAACGGUAACAACAGCCACAUCAACGGCGCCAACAGCAGCAGCAACACCACCAGCCACACCAACAACACCCACAGCACCGCGACCUCGUCCAACCUCUUCGCCAGCACCGCCGGGAACUCGCUCUUCUCGAUGUCGGAAAUGAACAAUGGGUUCUCGGAAGGGUAUACGACGGAGAUGACGCUUCCUUCUUUGAAUAUGUCGGAUGCGCUGGUGGGGCUGGGUAAGGUGGGGUCUGUGAGUAGUUUGAGUGGUGGCCCUGCUGGUGGAGGUGGUGGGAGUGGGAGUGCGGAUGUAGGAACUGGGGCGGGGAUGGAACCGAAGUGCUUAACGGCGUUCGGUCCUCUCCUGAGCAUGCCAUUCCCUUACCUCCACCCAGCUUCCUCCUCAGCCAACGCUACCACCGGAGGCCUUGUCGAGAGAGACUCGGCGACUCCUCUCAACCCCAUUCCAACAGCUGCCAACGACGGAGAUAAACGCGGUACUACCAUCAUCCUCGCCGACCCCUCCCCUCCUAAGUCCCGUCGACUUGGAGCAGCUGCAGCGAAAGUUGGAGUAGAAGUGGGAGUGGGACUCGUCCGCCCACACCAACAUUCAACAACGCAGUGGAUCAAGACGGCUGUUCAUUCAGUUUACGGAGUCUUCAAACAGAUUUUCAGGAAGGUUGUGUUUAGGGCUGGGGCUGUUUCUGGGUAG
This is a messenger RNA of Coprinopsis cinerea okayama7#130, 3117 nucleotides long. Its product is annotated as AGC/AGC-Unique protein kinase. Lineage: Eukaryota; Fungi; Basidiomycota; Agaricomycetes; Agaricales; Psathyrellaceae. Bases 1 to 3117 code for a protein of 1038 amino acids. The transcript is spliced from 7 exons. The record is from RefSeq and is a predicted model, not a curated record. Gene Ontology annotation, biological process: protein phosphorylation. Gene Ontology annotation, molecular function: protein serine/threonine kinase activity; ATP binding.